AUGUGUGAACUUGCGCAGGAGCAGAGAUGUAUCCCAAUUUGUCAGCUGGAUUUGUCAGUGAAGGAAAGAAUGCAUUGUCAACGCGAGAAAGACAACCGAUCGCAAUUGACAAUUCCAGUGGAGUACGGUGGUACACGACGAGAUGAUUCCGGUCACUCAGAACAUCCAGAGAGUUGCGUCCGCCCUUACAAACCCGUCACAAGCGCUGAAUACAGAGGAGUAGACGACGUGUGGAGUGACCACGGAUUCUCCAAACCUCCACCAAGUGAGACAUUCACGAUGAAAAGCCACCAGCCUGUUGAACUUGUCAGAGAGUGCAACCGAGCUGGCAGACUUGUCUGGAACUUCGUGAUUACCGGAGAUGUAGAAUUUGAGAUUGUACGACGAGAGAUUGGAAAUGAUGUAAAAGUUUGGCCGAAAAUUGUCUUGACAAGCUUGAAGUACGGUAGUAUACCAACAGUGCCGGGCAAGUAUGUAUUGCGAUUCGACAACCCUUCAACGACGCUGUUUUCAGUUAAGGUCAAAGGUGCCGCGGAAAUCAAAACUAGUGCUGAAUAA
Molecule: messenger RNA, 558 nt
Organism: Cooperia oncophora
Lineage: Eukaryota; Metazoa; Nematoda; Chromadorea; Rhabditida; Trichostrongylidae
Source: the annotation of a GenBank genome assembly